Triplophysa rosa is the source of this 2690-nucleotide messenger RNA. RefSeq lists its product as uncharacterized. The record is from RefSeq and is a predicted model, not a curated record. The coding region runs from base 23 to 1693 and encodes 556 amino acids. NCBI's taxonomy places the organism in Eukaryota, Metazoa, Chordata, Actinopteri, Cypriniformes, Nemacheilidae. Gene Ontology annotation, molecular function: monoatomic cation channel activity. The transcript is spliced from 2 exons.
UGAGCUGCAAGGAUCUGUCACCAUGGUACAUCCAGAUCAUCCUAACAUUGAAUCCGGCAUGCUGAAGAAUCUGUCCACUCCUGGAAGUGCAUUUGCAAUUACUUUUUUAUUUCUUGUUUUUCAGUACACAUUCAAACUGGAUUUUCAAUGCCCAUGUGAUCCUUCAAACAACACCGUGUUUUGUGUAUUGUAUAUUGUUUUUCCGGUUAUCAUUAUUUUUUGCAUUCUAAUCUUAACUGCUAAAACAUCUACAGCUGUUUGUCUUGGGACUUGGAAAUACAAUUGCAAACAUAAUUUCUGUAAAUGGCAAGGUUCCUGCUGUGAUCCCCGCUCCCCAACCUGCUGCUACAUCUUCAAACAUAUUAUGAGAAACGUUGUUCUUUCUUGUCUAUGGAUUAUUACAGUUUUAAUUGAUGGGGACGUCUAUGUUUGCUUGGGUCUAACAGAAGUUAAUAUUACGUCCUGGCAUAAUCAGAUUCCUUGUAAAGAGAAGGAGAAACUCACCACUGAUGAGUAUAACAACUUAAAACAUCAUCAGACAGUAUCAGAGAUCAUAGGGUUGUCGUUCCUCUUCACUAUUCCACUAGUGUGGUGCAUAUUUUCUCUUGGUUUUCAGUAUCAUAAAAACCCCUAUAAGAAUCUCUAUGAAGAUCUAUAUGAAGACAAGGCAAUAACUCUUGCCGAGAUGAGUUUGCAAGAGAGGGCAAAAAAAUGUGCUGAAGAUAAUUAUUUCUGCAUUACAGAACUCAGUGAUUUGAAUAACUUAUCUACAUACUCAAAAGGUGUAAUAACACUGCUAGAUGAAGCAACAACCACUUCAGUACUUCCCUCAAUUAACUCAGCACUCACCUCAAUCACCUCAAAAAUCUCGUCCAUUACACUAGAAUUCUCCUUAAUUAAGUUAGGACAGUCCUUACCAACCUCAGAACCCUUCUCAACAAUCCCAAAUUUUGCCUCAAUCACUUCAAAACUCAUCUUAAUCACCUCAGAACUCACCCUUCUCAACACAGCUCUCUCCAACAAAACAUCUGCAGACUCCCCAACCCCAGCAGACUCCUCAAGAACCCCAGCAGUCCCCUCAUCAAGCCCAGGAGAGCACUCAACAAGCCGAGCAGACCCCUCAACAAGCCCAGCAGACCCCUCAUCAACCCCAGACCCUUCAAGAACCCCAGCAGACCCCUUCACAACCUCAGCGGCCUCCUCAACAUCAUCAGACUAUUUAACAUUCUCAACAAUCUCUGAAACAACUUCAGCACUCACCUCAAUCACCUGCAAACUUACCUCAAUCAUCUCAGGACUGGCAUCAAUCAUCUCAGCACCCUCCUUAAUCACCACACAACUCCCUUUCACAACCUCAGCAUUCAACUCUAUCACCUCAGAACUCUCCUCAAUUACCUCAGAUCUCACCUCAAUCACCUCAAAACUCUCCUCAAUCACAUCUCUACCCUCCUUAGACAUUUCCCUAACAAUCUCAGCACUUUCCUCAAUCACCAUAAAUCUGUCCUCAUUCACCUCAGACCUUUCUAAAUUCACAUUAGAACUUAAGAAUUUAAACUGUUCAGCACCUUCCUCAACGACCACAGCAUCCACCUCAAGAACCAAUUACUUUUCUCAGAAAACUCAAAUCCUUUUCUCAAGGAUUUCAACAUUCUUCUCAAAAAACCGAGAACCCUCAUCUGUGGUUUCUGAGUAGCUCCCGUUGUUGCAAAAUGUUAAUCGCAUAAUCUGAGAUAAUUUUGAGAUAAAAAGCAUCAACGUUUGAUUUCAACAAUUAAUUUCACUAUGAUUUCAAUCUUUGAUGGCCUCACUCAGUAAAUAUUGAAGAAAUUGAAGAAGGUUUUACUUUCACAGAAUUUUCUUUACAUUAUGUAGAAUGAUUUUAUGUAGAAAACAUUAAAUCAUAAAAAAGACUAGCUCGGUUUUCACAGGCAGGGUUACAUAUGAUUACAUCUGAUAACAGGUGUAUGUCAGGGCUAUCAAUAUUGUGUAAUUUUUGGCUUCCUGUUUUAUCUGUACCACUUAAAUCCCACUGUUAAAAAAAAAUGUAAUUUUACAGGUAAUGGUCUGUAUUAUUUUACAGAAUUUUUCCUUUUUUCCAUUAAAAAGUUAAUGCCUGUUAUUUUACAGAUUUUUGCUGUACUAAAAAAUACUACUUAUUAAAUUAUGGUUAAUUUCCUGUAAUUUUAAAUUAUAGAAAUAUUAUGUUUUUUUUAAAGCAAUUUAUAGUAUUUUUACAAUUCCCAAAAUGCAAUGAAGUAAAAAUUUACGGAUUUUCUCUGUAAAAAAAUAUGUAAAAUUGCAACUGCUUUGUAAUUAAAUGCAGUUGAAGGUCAUUAUAUAUUUAGGGUAUUUUAGAGGUCAACUGGUAAUUCUACAGACACAAAUGUAAUUUAUUUUGACAUUUAUUUUUGUUCUCACCUAAACAACAUACAACUUUGCAUUUUGACAACUUAAAUAUAGUAAACUGUAGUAAAACUGCUAGAUCCUAUUACGUUUUUGAAACUUUGCCUAACAUAUUAAAUAUUAAAAUAAAGUAUUUACGUGUGCAACGGUUAUCGAUUCACUAUAGCUAAUACAACAUACAGUAUUUUAACAAUUUGUAAUAAUUUCUGUAAUAUAUUACAGUACGGCAGUAUUUGUAAUUUAAACAACAAUAUUGUAAUUAAUCUGCAAUCAAAUUUAUAACUCUC